Molecule: messenger RNA, 1896 nt
Organism: Drosophila novamexicana
Lineage: Eukaryota; Metazoa; Arthropoda; Insecta; Diptera; Drosophilidae
Product: transcription factor grauzone
Exons: 4
Coding region: 36-1877 (613 amino acids)
Biological process (GO): regulation of transcription by RNA polymerase II
Cellular component (GO): nucleus
Molecular function (GO): RNA polymerase II transcription regulatory region sequence-specific DNA binding; zinc ion binding; DNA-binding transcription factor activity, RNA polymerase II-specific
Source: RefSeq, a predicted model, not a curated record
AUUUGGCUCUGCUGUUGUUAUUUUGCUUGAAAACCAUGAUCUGCCGUUUGUGCCUGUCCGAUUUGGACAACGCGAUGUCCAUUUGCAUAUUCAGCGAUGCCGAGCACGGCCUGCCCAAGGCCAUUGCCAAAUAUUUACAGCUCGAGGUGACGAUCAGCGAUAGCAUCUCCACGAAACUGUGCACCAGCUGCUGGCACCAUCUGAGCGAUUUCCAGCAGUUCUGCGCCAUGGUCGCCGACAAGCAGCAGUCGCUGCAGCUGAAAAUGGAGCCGGAACCGCCGCCCGAGCCAGCUGUUGUUGUGUGGAACACCGAGUCGCCGAUCGAAACGAAGCUGGUCUUCGAUGACGAUGUCAAGGAUCAUAUACUGUGCGAGCCCGAGAUUGAUGUGAAUGACAGCACACAGUCCACCAGCAGCAGCAGCAGUAGCAAUAGCGAGGACUCGCCGGCCGAUGCCUUCGAUUCGGAGUGCGAGCAGACAGCUGCGGCCAAGCAAAGCAGAAGGCGCACGCGCCAGACGCCUUUAAAGCCAGCCGCCAGCAAGUGUCCAGCGCCACAAUUAACUGCCGCCAGCCAGCGCGAGUCGCGUUUGCGUUCGCGCGAGCUGCGACGCACUGCAGCAGCAGCAGCUGGAGCAGGAGCAGCAGAGCUGCCCGCCAAAAUGCUAAAGAUCACAAAGUCACGCGGCCGACCCAAGGGAGUUAAUGCCAAGCCGAAACCGCAGCCGCAGCCAAAGUCAGCCAAACCGGACGCCGACGAGCUGGCGGCGAAACGCAGCAGCAUCAAGGAAAUGGACGACUAUAUUGCGGCCAACGUGAAGCUGGACUGUUGCCUGUGCGCCGCGCCGCUCCAAAACUUUAUCGAGCUGAAGCGACACUUUCGCGCCGAGCACAACUGCACCGGCUACAUGGAGUGCUGCAACAAUCGCUACAAGAAGCGCACCUUGUAUGUGGACCACUUGCACUAUCACAAGGAUCCGCAGUACUUUAGCUGCCAGCCGUGCCGCAAGAGCUUUCUCAAUCGCAACAGCCAGGACAUGCACAUGCUGCGCUUCCAUUCCGAACAGCAGCAGCUGGUGCAUCAGUGCGGCAUCUGUGAGGCGCGCUUUGCCAAAAAGUUUCUGCUCACCAUGCACAUCAAGGGUCACAAGGGCACCGAGCGCACCGAGGCCUGCGAGACCUGUGCCAAGAGCUUCCGCACCAAACUGGAGCUGACGGCGCACAUAAAGCGCAUGCACACCUCGGACUUUACGCCCGUAAUCUGUGACAUUUGCGGCGUACAUUUCCGCUCGAAGGCCAACUUUCUGAUACACAAGAAGGCGCUGCAUCCGGAUGGCCCAGUCGCCGAGGUGCAAUGCAAUCUGUGCAGCCGCUGGCUGCGCGACGAGCGCAGUCUGCGCAAGCAUCUGGCCAGGCACGAUGAUCGCGAUGGCGACAACAAAUAUCGCUGCCUGCUCUGCAGCGCCGAGAAGGCCUCCCGUGUCGCCCUGAGCAGCCAUAUGCGCUACCAUCACUCGGCCAAGCGGCACAGCUGCACGCUCUGCGGCAAGGAGUUCAAGCUGCCACGGGCCCUGGCCGAGCACAUGGCCACGCACACGGGCAUCGAUCUGUACUCGUGUCCAUUCUGUACGCGCACCUUCAAGUCGCACGCGAACAUGCACAACCACAAGAAGAAGAUGCAUCCCAACGAAUGGGUGCGCAAGUAUACGCAGCCCUCCGCUCGUGCCGCCCAGGCAAAUGGCAAGGAGGAGCAGCAGGAGGAGCCACUGGCACAGCCAGCUGAGGCGCCGCCAGCUGAGGCGCCGCCAGCUGAGGCGCCGCCAGCAGCUGAUGGCAGCUAUGAGUACAUGGUCAAUGGCAGCGCCGUUUGUCCCAUUUGAAGGCGUGUCGCAGCAGCCC